Messenger RNA from Dufourea novaeangliae, 1820 nucleotides. It is a transcript of the gene Snx1, whose product is annotated as sorting nexin-2-like. The record is from RefSeq and is a predicted model, not a curated record. Gene Ontology annotation, cellular component: endosome membrane; endosome. Gene Ontology annotation, biological process: early endosome to Golgi transport. NCBI's taxonomy places the organism in Eukaryota, Metazoa, Arthropoda, Insecta, Hymenoptera, Halictidae. The transcript has 7 exons. Gene Ontology annotation, molecular function: phosphatidylinositol binding. The coding region runs from base 285 to 1820 and encodes 511 amino acids.
UACGAGAGGAAUUGACUUCGUCAGUUAGUGGACACCUUUUACUAUUAUAAAUAGUAUACUUGUGAAGUUAAUGUGCGUGCACCGUAUCCCGUGCGUCGUGGGAAUUCCACUGAAUUCCACGUUGAUGCGUGGAAUGUGUAAAGAAAUUAAACUGAAAAGUUUGUAACGCACUAAUACAGAUACUGUGAGAAACACGAUAGCCGUAGAUAACGAUUGACGUUGGCAUUCAUUAUUUAGGGGGCCGAUCCCAGUGCGUUUCUCGGUAGAUUAACAGAAUCGCUAAGAUGGCUGAUAUUAAAGAAUCUCCACCACUUUUCGACACAAACGAGAAAAAAGUCGAUGAUUUGGAUGACGAUGAUGAUGAUAUUUUCGCGUCGGCCGUACAAGAUCAGAAUUUGCUGGAAGAUUCAUCUCCCUAUAAUGGAAUUUCAACAAUCCAAGCAGAAUUACCAAAGUUAACGUUACGAGAUGCACCUGAAGAAAAUUCAUUUUCAUCUGUAUCAAGUCCUGCACCAGGACCUUUAAGUCCACCAUUGGGACCGAUGAGUAGCGAUAUAGGUGACCUCCAAGAUGUUCCCAUAAAUGAUACUGCAGAUGUGUUGCCAACAAAUAUUAUACAGAAUCAAUCAUUGGAUGUGGUAUCACCUGAUUCAAAUGACGUAUUUCUAAAAAUUACGGUAACUUCUCCUCAAAAAAUUGGAGAUGGUAUGGGUGCUUAUGUUGCUUAUAAGGUUGAAACAAAAACAAAUAUGCCGAUAUUUAGAAAGAGAAAUUUCAGUGUUAUUAGACGCUUCAGUGACUUCCUUGGCCUUUAUGAUAAAUUAACAGAUAAAUACCUUAGAAAUGGUAGAAUAAUUCCUCCUGCUCCAGAAAAAAGUGUAAUUGGGACAACUAAGAUUAAAAUGUCAGGCGACAAGAGUCAAGAACAGAACUCUAGUUCUACAGAGUUUCUUGAAAGACGUAGAGCAGCACUUGAAAGAUAUUUAAACAGAACUGCAGCUCACCCAGUUCUCAGUGUUGAUCCUGACUUUAGAGAAUUUUUGGAAGCAGAUAUGGAGUUACCAAAAGCUACCAAUACAUCUGCACUUAGUGGUAAAGGAGUAAUGAGACUCUUUAAUAAAGUUGGAAAAACUGUUAACAAGAUAACAUACAAAAUGGAUGAAACUGAUAAAUGGUUUGAAGAGAAGACGUCACAAAUUGAUUCUCUUGAUGUUCAGUUACGUUCACUACAUUCUGCUGUUGACACUUUAACUAAUCAGAGAAGGGAAUUAGCAACGUGUACUGGUGCGACAGCGAGAUCUAUUGCAGUUCUUGGUCAUGGUGAACCAGGGGCAUCUUUAGGAAGGGCAUUAGCUCAGCUGGCUGAGACUUUAGAAAAAAUAGAAGUGGUUAGAAAAGCACAAAGCAAUAGUGAUCUCUAUCAAUUUGGAGAAAUGUUACGAGAUUAUGUUGCACUCAUUGGAGCAAUAAAGGAUGUAUUCCAUGAGCGAGUAAAAGUUUUCCAAAACUGGCAACAUGCUCAAAUUAUGUUAAAUAAAAAGCGAGAGCAAAAAGCAAGGCUGGAACAAUCUGGUAGAAGUGAUAAAACAAGUCAAGCUGCUACCGAAGUUAUUGAAUGGGAAGCAAAAGUUGAUAGAGGACAAGAAGAAUUUGAAAAUAUUUCGAAAAUGAUUAAGAAAGAAGUUGAACGAUUUGAAUUAGUAAGAGUGGAAGAUUUUAAGAAGCAAUUAACAGAAUAUCUAGAAUCCAUGUUGCAAUAUCAAAACCAAGUCAUCAAAUAUUGGGAGAGCUUCUUACCCGAAGCUCGAGCAGUUGCAUGA